Messenger RNA from Penicillium paradoxum, 258 nucleotides. Its product is annotated as ankyrin repeat-containing domain protein. The coding region runs from base 1 to 258 and encodes 85 amino acids. Gene Ontology annotation, molecular function: protein binding. The transcript has a single exon. Lineage: Eukaryota; Fungi; Ascomycota; Eurotiomycetes; Eurotiales; Aspergillaceae. The record is from RefSeq and is a predicted model, not a curated record.
AUGUCGAAAGAUGAUUCUGAUCGAACUAUGCUAUCUUGGCUAGCAGAGAAUCAGUUUGAGGUAGUGGUGGAAGUCCUUAUUGAGAAUGGCGCUGAUCUCGAGUCAAAAGCCGAUUCCGGUCGAACACCGCUGUUGUGGGCAGCACGGUGUGCCAAUAACGCAGUGAUUAAACGGCUCUUAGACAAGGGGGCCAAAAUGCAUGACGAGGAAACUGCUACCGCUGUCCAGGAGUGUUUGGAGUGGUCAAUGACUAAUUGA